Messenger RNA from Cololabis saira (Pacific saury), 4251 nucleotides. RefSeq names its product failed axon connections homolog, metaxin like GST domain containing b (gene faxcb). The coding region runs from base 103 to 1251 and encodes 382 amino acids. The transcript is spliced from 7 exons. The record is from RefSeq and is a predicted model, not a curated record. Lineage: Eukaryota; Metazoa; Chordata; Actinopteri; Beloniformes; Belonidae. Gene Ontology annotation, cellular component: cytoplasm.
UACCCGCCUCGUGUUGUUUGGCUGGGACUGGACGCGGAAGGACUGAGCCGGCAGAACACCGGUCCUCCAGACCCGGCAUGACCCAGACCAGGUACCGCCAACAUGACGGUCCUGUCCCACCUGCGAGCCUGCUGGAAGGACUACGGAGGAAUCAUGUCUGCUCUGGGCUCCGACUCCUGGUGGAGGAAGACCCUGUACAUCACCGGGGGAGCCCUGCUGGCGGCUGCAGCCUACCUGCUGCACGAGCUGCUCGCCAUCAGAAAAGAGCAGGAACUGGACUCUCAAGAUGCCAUCAUCCUCCAUCAGUUCUCAAGACCAAAGAAUGGCGUUCCCAGCCUCUCCCCAUUCUGCCUCAAGAUAGAGACGUACCUGCGCAUGGUGGAUCUGCCUUACCAGAACUACUUUGACGGGAAGCUGUCACCGCAGGGAAAGAUGCCGUGGAUGGAGUACAACUAUGAGCAGGUGUCGGGAUCAGAAUUCAUCGUGGAUUUCCUGGAGGAGAAGCUGGGGGUGAACCUGAACAAGAACCUCACCCCGCAGGAGAGAGCCGUGUCCCGGGCCGUCACCAAGAUGGUGGAGGAGCACCUCUACUGGACGAUAGCCUACUGCCAGUGGGUGGAUAACCUGGAGGAAACUCAGAAGCUGCUGGCCAUGAGCGGUCCUCUGAGCGACACGCUGAAGUGGCUGCUGAGCCACCUGAACGGCAGCAUGGUGCGCAGGGAGAUGUACGGCCACGGCAUUGGACGCUUCUCUAAGGAGGAGGUCUACGCCCUGAUGGAGAAGGAUAUGAGGACGCUGGCCACGUUGCUAGGUGAUAAGAAAUACUUUAUGGGCUCCAAGAUGUCUACAUUAGACGCAACUGUGUUUGGGCACCUCGCUCAAGCCAUGUGGACUCUACCUGGGACCCGGCCAGAGCAACUUAUUAAAGGAGAGCUGAUCAACCUGGCCAUGUUCUGCGAGCGGAUGCGGAGGAGGUUCUGGCCCGAGUGGUUCGUGGAGGUGGACGAUGUUUAUUACGACGGCGACAGCGAGAGCAGCAGCGGCGGCGGCUCCGGCGCAGGCCAGCUUGACUUUGGCCUGUUCUCCAGGACUGACACGCUGGAGGACUGUGACAGCAGCAGCCACUCUGCCGGCCACUCGCACACUCCCAGCCCCGACUCCGACCACUCGCUCUUCGACUCGGACGUCGGCACGGGCUCUGACAAUGACACUCAGCUCAAAGAGGACGCCAUGCCAGAUCUCGAGGUUUGAUUCACGUCUGGCUGACCCAUUAAGACGAGCAGGAUAGUCAACGUCCCCGGGCUGCCGUGUGGUUUUUUCCUGAUUAAAUCUGGCUGGAACAACCCGUCCAGACGACAGCUUGUACAUCUGGAGAAACUGUUCCAGCUUCUCCACCGUCAAUACCCAGCAUGUUACAACUUCCUAACAGAGGGACUGGGUGUUUAUAUGCAGAGGAUGCAAACUGAACCUCAUAACAAUACACAUGCUACUGUACGGUCUGUCCCCUCCUGUGUUGUCAGAACUGUCCCCGCGGCGGUUCCUCUUUGCCUUAUUUAUCUCGUCCUCAGAUACAGAUAUUGUAGAAGACGUAAAUGUGUGAUUUCAUGAAAAGGGCAGCGAAGGAUUGGAAGAUGUGUUGUAGACAAGACAGGUGGCACUUCACUUGCUAUGAAAUGAUCCAACUAAUCACCCUUCUGCCAUGUGACAUAACACAUAAAAGCAUCCAAACAAGGGGAGAUUGAUCACGUGACUAAACGGAACAGCUGCUGCCUCUGAUGUUUGCCCUCCGUGUGCUGAAUAGUAAACACAGGUGACAUUGAGUCCCAGUUCACGUCCUUCAUUGAUACUUAUGUCGUUUCCUUUAUGCCGCUGUUUGUGUGGAAGGAAUUUGCAACAGAAAAAGUUGUCUGUGACUCCAUCAGGUAACAACUAAAAUCCACACGGAGGUCUACUGAAUGGAGCGCAGGAGGAUUAGUGCCUGUUUCAUUUACCAGUCAUCUUUAUGUCUCUCCCGUGAGUAAUUAUCUGUUUGCACUUUGUCUUUUUUUUUUUUUUUUGCUUCGUUUUUGAUAAUCAUUUUCAGCACUUUUGGGACGCUAUAGACAAGCUGCAGUUCCUGAUCUCCACCACUAGAUGGGGCCAGCGGUCAGCCUGAUGUCCUCAUUCUGUAAAAUUACGUUUGAGUUUCAUUCAUAUUAUUUAUUUUUCAUUCUCGACAUAACAGUGUCCAUUGAUUGGUGAGCUGUCAUGGAUUGCUAAGGUCUUGUAUGAGUGUGCAUGCGUACUUACGUACUGGAACUGAGCACAGCAACAAAUCUGCCUUAGCGCUCAGAGUAUUUAAAAAAAAUGGUGAAACCGCUCUACAACAGAUUUUGUUGAGAUAUUAUUCAUUAUCAGUGCCAUUUGAUUGUUAUUCUUUCUAUGUGAACCUAUGUGUCAAAUAUAUAUUUUUUUGUUAAUCUUUGUUUUCUUAUUGCUCUCAGAGAGAGAUGAUAUUUUUGCACUAGUGGAAAUUUAUUUUCACCUUACUUCAGAGGGGGAAGCCAGACGAGACAGAAACACAUGUAACACAGGGACACUACGUGUUCUCAUAUGAAACUGCUGCGAGGGGACCAUGCUGCUGAUGUCACAUGUGUAUCUGAAUGUUACUGGGUGUGAAUGUCAUCAAGAAGGCAGUCGAUGAAAAGGUCUUUGUAGACUGAGUCAGAAUACCAAAUCAGAAGGAGCUGCAUAUAUCUAGAUGAGAAAUCUUGAGUGGAAACAUUGACCAAAGUGUCUGGGGAACUGUCGCAUUUAGCCUGCUGGAAGUGCUCGUAAUGGAAAUGUGGUGGCUGUAUAAAUAAUUAUAGUACAUAUGGAUUGUAGAGAUUUGACUUACCUUUUAAAGUGAUAAGUCGCAGUAGUUACACAACCUACGAUUUCAAACAGCAUUUCUCAGAUGUAGUGGGAUCUAACUAUACAGGGAGUUUUGUUAAUUAGCUAGAUCUGUUUCUAGACUUUCUGCUCUCCUCAACACAGAAAACAUGAAUGAGAUUUCCUUUUGUAACACCCAUACGCAGAUCCUGCUGCAAAUCUCAGACCAUUUCCUGCUGCUCGGGGUAAUUGGGAACAUAUUAGCCGGUAGAGAAACACAGUUUGCAGGGGAGCUGUCGAAAAAAAGAAAAAAGAAAAAUCAAUUAUUACAAAAGAAGUGAGUGAUUGAAGAUGUGUGUUAAGAUUCUUAUUUCAAACAAGGCAAAUUCUUCAUUUUAACAGAUAAUCACAGGACAGGUAAAAAGGGACUAUUUGUCUUCUGGGAAGAGAAGUUUCUGUAAAGUGAUUUAAAGGAGCAUUUUUCAAUGCUUCUGUAUUUACAAUGACAGUGUAACGUGGAAGUAUGAAUGAGGCUGAAAUUAACUUUGCAAUAUUCCUAGAUCUACUGAGUGUUUUAGCAUCAGUGCACAUUGUUUUGGUUUUUACGCACGCAGCCUUCGUUUUGUUUCAUUGUCACUGAUCUCGUUAGUAUCAUUCACAGAAGCAGCGGGCAGCUCCGUCAGGACAGCAGAUCUAAGAAUGCCCUGAACACCAACUACGUAGCAACAGAUGAAUCAGAUUAAAUCAGUAAAUUAAACCAGUGGAGCCACCAAAGAUCCCCCUCCGUAGCUGGAGACGAAACCAGAAACAAAUUAACAUUGAACCUCAGCUCAGUGGCUACAGCAUAUGAAGUUGUCAGAAAACAGCAGCUUUAAGAAACAAAGUUCAGAUUUGCUCCAUUGUAUUCAAGUAGAAGUGAUCAUCUUAAAACCUGCACAGGACAGUAGUUUGCAUGUCUGUGGACCGUUUCAGUUAACAGCAGAUUUAACGUUUGGCAUUUUGGGGGCACAAAGCAAUUCAAAAAAGACUAAAUCCUGAAUAAGCGAGUUAGUGACCAAAGGGCCAUGUUUGGUACUGCCAAAAAACUGUUCCCCUAUCGUUUCAUCCCGUGGUCUGACCCGCCCCGGCCCGAGAUGUGUCCGCUCCUCAGUGACUUAAUCCGGCCAGAGCCCCGGAGACGGUACAGUUGGACUGCUUUAAUCAAGCCAUAUUGAAAUUAGAUGUUUCGUUGUUGGACCCCGCGUCAUAGCAUUACAGCUGGUGUGAUGUAAAUAUUGUGCAACAUUGUACCAUAUUGUGUGUAGAGCUGACUGACUGAUCAAACUACCUACGGCUGUGCAGUCCUAAAGGUGGACCCACUGGACUAUUUCAAUAAAGAAUAUCUGUGACAGUUUUGAA